AUGCCUCCCAAACGUAUCGUCUUGCAUGACGAUAUGGAAGACAUCGAUUCUUCCAAUCCUUCCCCUUCCCACACUCCGACCCAGCAUGACUUCUCUCACAAUCCCUCCCUCCACCAAUCCCAGCACAACCCUGUUAAUGAUUUUCACGUUAACGGUUUCUUUCAAUUUAUGUCGGACCUCCUCUCCCAUCCUGAACCUGAUGGAAGUGUAAUCAUCACGGCCGAUAAGGUUAAAGUUGCUGCUAGUCUUCUCGGUGUAGAAAAACUAGUUUCAACUCAAACCUUGGCUAAUCUUGAGAAGAUCACAUCCCGUCUCGAUUCAAUCGAGAAAUCUAUUCAUUCUCCCCCCACCGCAAAGAGAGCUACUGUCGCUGCUUGGACUAGCGCUGUCAAAGACAAGCCUAACCAUGUCCUUGUUCAACCAGUUAUUCGCCCUCCCCCACCAAAGAAAAUAAUCAAUGAAUUCAAACCUGCUUCAUUUGUUAUUCGUAAAACUGUCCCCGACUCCCGCCCUUUUUUUCAAAAAUCUCCAUGUGAAAUCACAAGAAUAACUAAUUCUGUCCUGUUGGACAUUGAAGCUAAAACCGAUGAUAACACACCAAUCAUCAUUAAGGGGGUCGCGACCCUUCCUUCAGGAGACUUUAAAUUUUUCACUCAAUCCCGUUUUGCAGCCAAGUGGCUCCUCGAACACAAGCACAAGUGGACCCACUUGUGUGAUCCUACUCUUGUUACUCCCCCCUCCUCCUUCCCGGUUAUUGUACACUCAAUGCCAAUUUCAUUCACCCCUUCCAAUCAAUCCUCAAUUUUGGAACUAUGCAAAGAAAAUAAUAUCGAUUCUAAAGAUAUUCUCUCUAUCCAAUGGCUCGGCGACCCGCGCAAUAAAAAACAAUCUCACGGAUUGUUGAUUAUUAAUCUUUUUGAUAAGAACCUCCCUCAAAAAGUUGAGAAAGGUGGUCUGUUCUAUAAGUUCCUAUUCCUGAGAGGUGCCCAUUAUAGGAAGUCCCCCUUACAAUGUUUCCAAUGUCUUGAAGUCGGCCACACCGCUCAACUCUGCAAAAAUCCUCCAAUGUGUAAACUUUGUGGUGAUAACCACAAUUCUAGAGAUUGUACCUCCGACGACAACAAAGAUUCAUGUGUCAAAUGCAUCCAGUUCGAAAAAAGUCUUGAUCUUCCCACUGAAGUGGAUGAAGAUAACAUUUGA
Puccinia graminis f. sp. tritici CRL 75-36-700-3 is the source of this 1200-nucleotide messenger RNA. RefSeq lists its product as uncharacterized. The coding region runs from base 1 to 1200 and encodes 399 amino acids. NCBI's taxonomy places the organism in Eukaryota, Fungi, Basidiomycota, Pucciniomycetes, Pucciniales, Pucciniaceae. Gene Ontology annotation, molecular function: nucleic acid binding; zinc ion binding. The transcript has a single exon. The record is from RefSeq and is a predicted model, not a curated record.